AUGUUGGAUAUCAAUAUCUUCAGUGCCGAGAAAGGCUUCGAUUCCACGUGCAUCCGUGAGUCUCAGUACUGCCGCUUCACAAGCGUCAAGGUCAUCGAUGAGAUCAUUAGCUUUGCCAAAGAAUGGCAGCAACGUAUGCAUCCCAGACUUCCUCUCUUCUUAGCUCUAUGGCUAACUCUUCUCAUUUCGAUCUUGAUAACCUCUCUUUAUGGUGGAAUUUUGGAGUUCCUUUUUGUAGUUGAAAGCAUUGAUGAUCCAGCUUACCAUGCUAUAUCUAGUUUAAUCUCAGAAUUCAAGAAAGCUUAUCAAACAAGCACAAAACGUGUAGCCCUCCCUUCUCUUGUCACACUUAAGUUUCACCCUCUACUUGCAAAUUCAGUUUCCUUGAUAUGUAAAGAUUGUGUGGCUGGUCUCUCAACAACAUGGAGUCAGAAAAUUCAUAAUCAGUUAUUUGGUGCUGAGAAAAUGCAUAAGGGCAGCAAGUAUGUGUUAUUUCUGGAUGAUGAUGUUAGACUGCAUCUUGGAUCAGUUGGAGCUCUAACUGCAGAAAUGGAGAAAAUUCCUGAGAUAUUUAUUCAAACUGGAUAUCCUCUUGAUCUGCCUUUUGGAAGCUUGGGAAGCUAUUGCAUUUAUGAAUAUGACAUGCCUUGCUCAAUGGGAUUUGCAACUAGUGGGAAGACAUUUUUCCUAUGGAGUGGCUAUAUAAUGAUGCAUGCAGAUGAUUUUAGAAAAGAUUCACAUGGUGUUGUUAGUGGACUGAGAGAUGGUGGAUAUUUUGAUGACAUGACUCUUGCUGCAAUAGCUAGUAAUUUCUUGCUUCAUACGCAUGACUUGAAAAUGCAUUUAUUUUUUCAUGCUGUAAGUGAAAUAAGCAAAAAAUAAUAGUAAUAAAAUAAAAAAGGCUUCACUGAUGAACUCAAUUCUUCCAUCUAAUACUCAUGCAUAUGAUGAUUGCACGCAUCAAAUCUGUACAUAUGGUCCUAACUGUGCAUGAACUGCAUAUGGCAGAUUAGAUAUGAUCAAGUAACCAUUUUUUCCAUG
Molecule: messenger RNA, 1041 nt
Organism: Dioscorea cayenensis subsp. rotundata (Guinea yam)
Lineage: Eukaryota; Viridiplantae; Streptophyta; Magnoliopsida; Dioscoreales; Dioscoreaceae
Exons: 8
Coding region: 1-882 (293 amino acids)
Biological process (GO): glucosylceramide biosynthetic process
Cellular component (GO): membrane
Molecular function (GO): ceramide glucosyltransferase activity
Source: RefSeq, a predicted model, not a curated record